This is a messenger RNA of Trichomonas vaginalis G3, 1302 nucleotides long. RefSeq names its product arfaptin homology (AH) domain/bar domain domain-containing protein. The coding region runs from base 1 to 1302 and encodes 433 amino acids. The transcript has a single exon. Lineage: Eukaryota; Parabasalia; Trichomonadida; Trichomonadidae. Gene Ontology annotation, molecular function: protein binding. The record is from RefSeq and is a predicted model, not a curated record.
AUGCUCAACUUUGAUGCAACUCAGGCACAAAAUGAGGCACUACAGAAGAGAUUCGAAUGGGCAUCUGCCUAUUUAGAUCUAUCCAAUAUGAGAAUGAAGAAACUUCGUGAAUACAUUCGCACUGUAAAAACUGAAUACAAAAAACACACUUCAUCUAUGCCAACAUUGAAAGUUAACAAUUUCAAGAAAUAUAUUCCAGAUCAAAGUCAGCAAGCAGCUCCCGGAAUUCCUGGCUGCCACACUCAAAGAUUAGAAAUUUUAGGAUCAAUGUCUGAGCAAAUUGUAUCAGAACUUGAUUCGUUCUCCAAUUUUAUCGAAGGAGCCAUCCUUGAGCCUAUGGCUGACUUCACAUUCCAAUGCGAAGAGCAAUUAAAAGGAAUUGUGAACAAAUUCAAUGAAUACACCAAAUAUCGCCAUAACACAAAGCAAACUGCCAAAUCCUGCUUCAAAGAUUACACGAAUGCAAGCACUGCCGCAGAGAAAGCCUAUAAAGAAUUUCUGACAGUGACGAAAUCAGGAAAGACAGAUAAGAUUGAGAAGGCCAAUAAGGCUCUCAAGGAUGCCUGCGCCAAUUACCAGAAGUCUGUAUGCAAUUUAAGGCAAGCUGUUUGCAAAUUCAACACUGCUCACAAUAACUACGUAGAUUUCGUUGAAAGUGCCAUUGAACAGAUGAAUCAAUACCAUCCGAAGAGAAUCCAACUCAUUUCGUCCCUCGUAAACGAAUGCCUCGUUCCAUCUUGCAAUACAUUUUCAAACAACUAUCGCGAUGUCAAGAAUUGGUUCGAGCAAAGCGCAAUCCCAUGGAAGAUCCAUUUCACUCAAUUUAUUCACUCAAAAGGCAUCGUAAGAAUGAUUAUCAAACCAAAAGAUUUUGUUCCGAUUUCUUUACCAUUUACGGAGUUGUCGCAAUACGAAAUCGUUGCUGCACCUCUUAACCAGAUCGACGCUCCAUUAUUUAUUGCUACAGUCACUAAAGAUUUCCAAUCUCAGCAUCCAUUCCAGAUGAAUAUCACCGCAGGUACGAAAAUCUUUACUUACGAUAACCUAGAGCACGAAUGGGUCCUUGCUCGCGAUCCGUUGGGCCAAAAACGCUAUGCUCCAUCAGCUUGCUUAAAAAUUGAUAGAUCUAAGAUAGCUCUCGUCAGAGCCGCUCAGCUCUCUACCGGAAAAGGUUCACUCGCAGUCGAAACUGGCGAACUUUUAACAAUUAUCGGCGAAAAUGACACCCAUUACACCUGCGAGAAUAUCAAAGGUGAACAGGGUCAGGUCGCUAAAUACGCUGUAUUUGUGGAGAAACAAUAA